Messenger RNA from Ctenocephalides felis (cat flea), 1824 nucleotides. RefSeq names its product sarcosine dehydrogenase, mitochondrial-like. Gene Ontology annotation, cellular component: mitochondrion. Lineage: Eukaryota; Metazoa; Arthropoda; Insecta; Siphonaptera; Pulicidae. The record is from RefSeq and is a predicted model, not a curated record. Gene Ontology annotation, molecular function: oxidoreductase activity; protein binding.
AUGGAGUGGACAUCUAUUAGAAGAUUUAGGUUUAUCCUUGCCUCUGAUUCCUAUGAAGCACGCUUAUAUCGUUUCGGAACCUAUGGGUGCGCAAGGAUUACCAAAUAUAAGAGAUCAUGAUGCGUCAGUUUACUUCCGGAUUCAAGGAGAGAGCAUUUGUAUGGGAGGAUAUGAAACCGAUCCUAUACUUCUUGGAAAGGUGCCACCAGACUUUUCAUUUGGAUUAUACGAACUGGAUUGGUCUGUUUUUGAAGCACACACUUCUUGGGCCGGCAAGAUUUGCCCCGCUUUCGACCAAGCUGGGAUAAAGUCAACAGUUUGUGGACCAGAAUCUUUCACACCGGAUCAUAAACCCAUUAUGGGGCCCGAUCCUAGAUUACAUGGUUUAUUUCAUAACUGUGGAUAUAAUUCCGCCGGCAUGAUGUUGGGAGCAGGCUGCGCCAAACAAAUGGCGAAAUGGAUAAUAAAUGGAAGGCCAGAUUUCGACAUGUUUGCUUACGACAUACGACGAUUUUCACCCAAACAGAUGAAUGAUACGAAAUGGGCCACUGAGAAAAGUCACGAAAGCUAUGUGAAAAAUUACAGCAUAGUUUUCCCACAUGACGAAUCUUUAGCUGGGCGUAAUUUACAUCUAGACCCACUACAUGAUGAAAUGUUGGCAUAUCACGCAGUUAUGGAAGAGAGACAUGGUUGGGAACGUCCAGGUUACUUCAUUGCUUCCGAAGCAAUGGCGUGUCGAAAGCAGGCAGCUUUGUUCAAUAUGAGCUAUUGCAAACUAUAUUUAACAGGACCUGAUGCCCAGCAAGCCAGUGACUACAUAUUUACUGCAAACACAAACAAACCUACAACAAGUCAAACGGUAUACACAUGUGCAUUAAAUCAGAAUGGUGGCGUAGAAGCAGAUGUAACUAUAUCGGCCAUAGAUCCUGGAGUCGGAAAUAUCACAGAUCCAAUAUUCAAGGGUCGAGGAUUCUAUAUAGUUGCUGGAGGCGCAUCGGCUUAUCACACUUAUGUUCACAUAAAGUCAAUUCUAAGAGAAAAAAAUUUCAAGUGCCACAUUAGAGAUGUCACUGAUCAAAUGGGAGUUUUAUCGAUACAAGGGCCUAAUAGCCGUGAAAUACUAAAACAGAUGACAAAUGCAAACCUGAGUGAUGAGGCGCUUCCACCAAAUUCAACAACAUGCUCACGAUUUAAAUCUUAUGUAUGUCGUGCACUUCGUGUAAGUUUUGUGGGAGAGCUAGGCUAUGAAUUGCAUAUGCGAAAUGAAGACUGCGUGCCAAUUUUUCGAGCUUUGAUGGAUGUUGGAAAAUCUAAAGGACUUAGAAAUGCAGGAUACAGAGCCUUAUACUCAUUAAGUAGUGAAAAGGGGUACCAUUUAUGGCAUUCUGACCUGCGGCCUGAUGAUACGCCAAUAGAAGCAGGAUUGGCAUUUACAUGCCGAAAGACUGGAGACUACAUCGGAAAAGCAGCCAUUGACGAACAACGCAAAAAUGGCAUCAGGCGAAAAUUGGCUUUUUUCACUAUGGAUGCUCAAGUGCCAAUAUGGGGCUUAGAAGGCGUUUGGCGAAACGGUGAAAUCGUCGGUCAUCUUCGACGCGGCGAAUAUGGUUACACAUUACGCAAACCAAUUGGCCAAGCUUACAUUUCUCGUCCUGAUGGAGGCGUUAUUGACGCAGAUUUUCUCAAAACUGGAAAAUAUCAAGUAGAAGUAAUGGGAAAACUAUAUGACGCUAAUUGUCAUUUAAGAAGCCCGUUCGAUCCAAAAGGUAAAAGGGUCAAUGGCGAUUACAGUGAUCAACAUAAUGUUGAAGAAAUUUAAACAAA